AUGAAUAUCGAUGAACCCUUGACGUCACACGUCCGUCCUGCCACAGAUGUUAUUCUCACUGUCCGUAUAGUGAAAUCGUUCCCCUACAGAAAUGUCAAGAACCACGUCUUAUCGUCGGUGAACUUGAAAGAAACAACCCCAUCGGAUCUAAUCAAGUUGGUUCGCAACACUAUAAACACUUCCGGCGGCUUGAGACCAUACCGUAACGUCACAUAUGACACCCUUAAGAUCUACACCAAGGCCCACGGCUCCAAGUCCAUGCAAUUGGUCAUAAACUUGGACCACGACGACGACUGGGUUUUGUUCUGCGAAGACGCUUCUAAUCUUAUCGCAGGAGAAGAAAAGUCUUUGUACGAAUUAGGUGUCGAGAACGAAACCGAAAUCAGCAUGUUCAAUUGGUCCGAAUACCAGAAGUUCAAGGAAAACCCCGAAGAAAAAUGGUAA
Molecule: messenger RNA, 444 nt
Organism: Debaryomyces fabryi
Lineage: Eukaryota; Fungi; Ascomycota; Pichiomycetes; Serinales; Debaryomycetaceae
Exons: 1
Coding region: 1-444 (147 amino acids)
Source: RefSeq, a predicted model, not a curated record